Molecule: messenger RNA, 1374 nt
Organism: Eimeria necatrix
Lineage: Eukaryota; Apicomplexa; Conoidasida; Eucoccidiorida; Eimeriidae
Exons: 3
Coding region: 1-1374 (457 amino acids)
Source: RefSeq, a predicted model, not a curated record
AUGCAGAAGCCUUUGCUGCUGCUGCUGGCCUUAGCAUCUAUUAGCUGCGCCUACACCAGCUGCUUCUUGCUGCCAACGACGCUGCAGCAGCAGCAACAGCAGCAGCAACAGCAGCAGCUGCUGCUACUCCGGCCUUCCGUACCUGCAGCACUGCGGCCUCGAGUCAUGACAAGCUCAAGGACCCCAGCAGCGCCGACAGCUGCAGCAGCAGCAGCAGCAGCAGCAGAUGGUGCUGCUGCAGUUGGCGUCCCUGCAGCGGCAAACUGCAACAUAUCAGGCGCCUCUACAAGCACAGCAGCAGCAGCAGCAGCAGCAGCAGCAGCAGCAGACACAGAGAAUCAAGACGCUGCCCCUACAGCGUCGGACGCAGCAGCCGAGCCAGCUGCAGCAGCAGCACCAGAUGCAGCAGCAGCACCAGCUGCAGCAGCAGCAGCAGCGAAAGGGCUGCUCAGGAGAUACGCGGCCUGCAAGAGCUGGAAGCGCAACAAGGCGGAAGUCAUCGAAAAAUGGAUGCGCGAGAACAAUCUGCCCUUUGUGGCUCUGGACAAAGUCCCCCCAGCAGCUUGGGGCUUCAUGGACUUUGAAAGCAAGGAGCAGCUGGCAGCAUUUGAGCGGGCGACGGAGAGGCUGCCGUUUAGAGGCAACUUAAUAUACCUGCACAAGGCCAGGUCUCGCAGCAAUAAGCAGCAGCAGCAGCAGCAGCAGCAGCAGCAGCAGGAGCAGCAGCAGCAGGAACAAGAGGAGCAGCAGCAGCAGCAGCAGGAGGGCAAGGCAGACAGGAAGCAAAGCAAAGCUCCAGACAGCGAAGGGCCUCCGCCGAAGAGGCGGCAGACACAGGCCGGCAACGCGCGGCCAGCAGCAGCAGCAGCAGCAGCAGCAGCAGCAGCAGCAGCAGCAGCAGCAGCAGCAGCAGCAGGGGAUGACCCCGGCACUGCUGCUGCUAAGGCAGGCACAACGGAGUGCGACUUUGCGCAGCAGCAAAAGCCGCUGCCAGCUUUGCUGCACUUAAUUAACAACAAACCCCACCUAACUGCAGCAGCAUCCAUAGAACACCGCGUUGCGCCCCUCCACGGGUAUGCUGCUGCUGCUGCUGCUGCUGCUGCUGCUGUUGUUGUUGUUGCUGCUGCUGUUGCUGCUGUUGCUGCUGCUGCUGUUGCUGCUGUUGUUGCUGCUGCUGUUGUUGGCGUCGCAGUCGUCGUUCUUGGUUCGGUGGGGUCGGCUGCUGCUCAUUCUGGAUGUGAACAAUGCGCGCAGCAGCAGCAGCAGCAGCAGCAGCAGCAACAGCAGCAGCAGCAGCAGCAGCAGGAUCUGCGCACUUUUUCUGCUUCUGUUCUUCUGCUUUCAGCUUCUCAUAUUACGACCAACUCAAAAUGA